AUGGCUGACGAAACCGCACCAAAGUCGUCGAAACCGACCGCCGAAGCGGCGCCCAAAAAAACCGGAUACACCAACCCGGCCCUGAGAGCUAUGGGGAUCCGUCAGCUGCGGCUGCCGUCGCGAAACUGGAUGAUUUUCUGGACCGUGGUUGGCACGAUUUCCGGUGGAAUCUACUACGAUCGUCACGAGCGGAAAAAGGUGCGCCAGCAGUACAAGGACGCGGUGGCGUAUCUCGGAGAGCGUCCUCUAGGUGGGCUGGAGAUUCCGCGGAAAAUCACCGUCUUUGUGGCGCCUCCGCCGGGCGACUAUCUCGACCAUGUGCUGACCCACUUUCGAGCAUACAUCAAGCCGAUUCUGACGGCCGCGGCGCUGGACUUUGAGGUGAAGCAGGAGUCGCGCCAGGGCGAGAUCCGAUAUGUGGUCGCAGAGGGCAUUCGAAACUACCGACGGGAGCAGAUGGGCCUGCCCAAGGUGCCGUCGCGACUCAUGGUCGACGAGGAGGAGUACAACAAGGCGGUGGCGGAGCAGAACGCUGAGGUCGAGAGACUCAAGGCCGGCCGGGAAAAACACACCAACCCCAACCCCACGUUCCAGGCCUUCAACUCCAUCAACAACAGACCCGGAGCACCCUCUUCUCCCGACUCGCAGCCCGAGGAGCAAAUGUCCAUCUCCGUCGCCGGCACCAUUGCCCAGGAGCAGCUUGACAAGGAAAUCACCUCCAAGCUCGAGUUCAACCCCGAGUCCGGCGUCAUUUGCGUCGGCCGGGGCGCCUACAAAGAGUACCUUGCCGGUCUGCACGAGGGCUGGCUGGGGCCUCUGGAGGACCCUCGACCGGACGAGGAUAAUCGAAAGGUCUAUGAGGAGUUUCCCAACCGAGAGAAGGAUGACGAUGAUGCGUUGGGUCUAGUCAAAACUCCAGUCGAAGAGCCUACUACUGCUGUUCAGAAUGUUCAAUCUGUCUCUGAACACCUCAACUCUCACCCGGAGAUGGUGAAGGACGUUUCGGAGACCAUUUCUCACUCUGGAGACGUGACCGCCGUCACUGACGUUGAACAGACCGCGGCAGGACCUGUGGAUGUCGUCUCCGAAACGGCUUCGACUCACGACACGCCCGCAGCCUCCGACAACAAGACCCCCAAGCCCCUGUCUGAAAUGUCACCCUCCGAAUGGGACCCGAAGGCGCCGCUGCCUGAAAUCAAGCGAAAGCCCGUGCCCAAGCCGUAUAUUCGACCAGAGGAGUACUCCGAGGCUGAGCUGUCCGAGUUUUACGCGUCUGGCUUUGAGAACGCGUCCACAGCGCACUCCACCGUCUCGUCCAACAUCAACCAACAGCCCAAUGAUCUCAACUCGCCUGCCGGAUCUGGCACUGCCUUUGUCGAGCAGUUUUUCUUUUCCCCCAUCGCCGUGAUUCCCCACCGACACAUUAUGGGCUUCAUGAACACCCCUCUGCGAAUUGCGCGGUACUUCAACAAGCGUGCCGUGGCCGACGAGGUGGGAGCUGCCACCGUGGUUGCUGUGACCGGAGACACCCGUCCUUUCGACGUCAAGACCGACCCCGAUUUGCUGGUGUCCGAGGAGUAUGACUGGCCCAGCAAGUGGGUCAAGAAGGGCCAGGAUAACGGCAGUGAGUGGGUUCAGCCGGUGGUCGUGGACCAGAGAGUGAUGGAGAAGGUCAAGGUGUACCAGCCCAAAGGUGAGGGCGAGUCUGAGCUCAAGUAG
Yarrowia lipolytica CLIB122 is the source of this 1719-nucleotide messenger RNA. RefSeq lists its product as uncharacterized. The record is from RefSeq and is a predicted model, not a curated record. Gene Ontology annotation, biological process: phosphorylation; sphingosine biosynthetic process. Lineage: Eukaryota; Fungi; Ascomycota; Dipodascomycetes; Dipodascales. Gene Ontology annotation, cellular component: cytoplasm; intracellular membrane-bounded organelle; membrane.